This is a messenger RNA of Nematostella vectensis (starlet sea anemone), 2642 nucleotides long. Its product is annotated as acetylcholine receptor subunit alpha-like. Gene Ontology annotation, cellular component: neuron projection; synapse; postsynaptic membrane. NCBI's taxonomy places the organism in Eukaryota, Metazoa, Cnidaria, Anthozoa, Actiniaria, Edwardsiidae. Gene Ontology annotation, molecular function: acetylcholine-gated monoatomic cation-selective channel activity; transmembrane signaling receptor activity. Bases 446 to 2017 code for a protein of 523 amino acids. The record is from RefSeq and is a predicted model, not a curated record. Gene Ontology annotation, biological process: regulation of membrane potential; monoatomic ion transmembrane transport; nervous system process. The transcript is spliced from 9 exons.
UGAAUAGGGUAAUCUUCAGUCUAUGACAACCCAUCUCAUCCCAAUCUAGAAGACUACACCUAAAAAAAAUAGCGGGGGGAAUAGCAACCUUUUGGCACCACUGGUGUGCACCGCUAGCUAGAGUCCACACCAAGGGUGGCUUUGCCCAAUGGAGGAAAAAAUGUGAAAUUCUGACGAAUGCAGGCCCCGGAAGACAUCUUUGGUUCACAAAGAGUUGUCGAUUUGAAUACACGAUACCGCUGACCAGGCCAUGAAAUUAGGGGGGUGGUACAUGCUUUUUUAUACUGUAUCAUUUGACAUUAUUCAUCAUUAUUUGGUGCGAUUUUCCCGAUUUCCGAUUGACCGCGAACUCAAGCGUCCACGUGACCAAGGCUUGCCGUCGCGUUUGCCGUUCGGAGUUUACGUUUAGUACGGCUGGGGACCCCUUCUAGAGGGCGUCAGAGGCAUGUACAGGCAGCUACCCGGAGUGUGGAUCAUCGCAUGGCUUGUCACGGUGCUGGCAGUGUCAAAAGGAAAUGCAGCCCUCUCGAGCAUAGAGAAAGUCCUCGUGGAUGAUCUACUGAGUAACUAUCGCAAGGAAGCGCGUCCCGUCAGCAACCCGAACGUGACGACGAACGUGACGUUUGGAAUGGAGCUGGUGCAGCUUGUACAAGUGCAAGACCGUCACCAGAUGAUAACAACGAAUGUGUGGGUGAGACAGAUGUGGAAAAACGAGCUCUUAACAUGGGACCCCAGCAAAUAUAAAGGCAUUACAAGAGUAAGGCUGGAUGCGAGCCAAGUGUGGAUACCGGAUAUCGUGUUAUAUAACAGUGCCGAUAAUGACUUCAGUGGUGGCACGGAAAAGUUCAAGACACCGAUCAUCGUUGACUAUACCGGACAGACCAGCUGGUUUUGUCCGGCGUCUUUCACCAGCACGUGCAAGAUUGACGUCACUUACUUCCCCUUCGACGUCCAGACAUGCGCAAUGAAGUUUGGAUCAUGGACUUUUGAGGAAAUCGAUCUAAACAUGCUGCCUGAGAACAGCUCAAUGACGUCCAAAUACGUCGAGAGUGCCGAAUGGGAGCUUCUGAAGACUACCAGGAAACGAAACGCCGAGAAGUACUCGUGCUGCAAAUACCCUCUCACAGACGUUACCUUUCACAUCAACAUUAAGAGGAAACCACUUUUCUACAUCUUCAACCUUGUAGUGCCGUGUAUGAUAAUACUUUCCAUGAUCCUGCUUGGCUUCUUCUUACCGCCAGAGUCUGGGGAGAGAAUAACACUCAGUAUUACCAUAUUGCUUGCGAUGGCUGUGUUCCUGCAACUUGUUGGAGAGAGUCUUCCUCGAAACUCAGAGACGAUUCCCUUACUAGGAACGUUUUACAUAGCGAUCAUGGCGGAGAUCUCCAUCUCCCUUAUGCUGACUUGCUUCGUGCUCAAUAUCCACUACCGAGGCACCGGCAACACAGCUCAAGAAGUGCCCAUGUGGGCGAGGAUUGUCAUGCUCCAAUGGCUUGGAUACCUUCUCUGUGUCAGGCGCCCGGACGGCAGCAAACCUGCCAUUCACUCGGACAAGACCCUCAUCAGAGACACUCGUAAGAAGGGGGGGUACUCCGUGUCGCUUGCGUAUGAAUACGCAGACAUGGGGUUCGCACCAUCCGGGAACUGCCACUGUAGUCGAUGCACGCAUGCGCGCUUGCAGUACGGGACUCAGGACCGUAAUCACGUGCAUCAGGACCGUAAUCACGUGCAUAGUCCUGAGGAUGGUAAAUACGUGGAAAACCGGUACCCAGGGGAAGCGUCGCCUAUUGGAUCACCCGGAUGGAAGCGGCGUCCAACGGAGCCUACGCUAGCCGAGGAGAUAAGUGUACUCUCUAACAGUAUCAGGCAACGAGAGAAGGUUGAGAAGCACCAGGAAGACUGGAAGUACUUCGCGAUGGUGAUGGAUCGCCUGUUUUUCUGGCUGUACUGCUCCACCAUCCUGAUCUCGUCCUUCACCAUCAUACUGCAGCGGCCCUCUGGCGAACCAGACAAUUGAAGAGAAAGGAGACCUCAGGCGAGAGACAAUUGAAGAGAAAGGAGACUUUAGGCGAGAGACAAUUGAAGAGAAAGGAGACUUUAGGCGAGAGACAAUUGAAGAGAAAGGAGACCUCAGGCGAGAGGUCAAUUGAAGAGAAAGGAGACCUUAGGCGAGAGGACAAUUGAAGAGAAAGGAGACCUUAGGCGAGAGGAUAAUUGAAGAGAAAGGAGACCUUAGGCGAGAGGACGAAGACUUGGACGACAAAGCAAGCAAGCGAACUGGAUUUAAAAUUAACUCAAUUAAAUUUUAACUCUUAAAAAUGUGUUCUUUUAAGUCGAGUUUUGAAGUCGACGAACAGUGUUCGCCUUUAUUCACUUUUCAUCUAUUCAAUUGCGGAUGUAAAUGGUUCAAGUCGAGCCGUCGUUGCCUAAUAGAGGCUUCUCAUUUUCGCCAUGUUCUGGCUUACUUGGAAGAGAGAGGAUUUGGCACGAGUUAGUCCGAUGUGUACAAAAGGGAUCGGUCUUUUCUCUUGGCAGGAAUGUGUUAGAAUACAGACUUCCUAGGCAGAGAAAGUUGAGUCUCCCGACAGCGUACUAUAAUAGUAGAAACGUAUAUACGUAUAGAAACGUAUAUUGAAACUAGA